Messenger RNA from Salvelinus sp. IW2-2015, 2281 nucleotides. NCBI's taxonomy places the organism in Eukaryota, Metazoa, Chordata, Actinopteri, Salmoniformes, Salmonidae. The record is from RefSeq and is a predicted model, not a curated record.
GGCAUUUGUCCCCCCCACAACAAGGACAUAAAGCCUGGUCGUAUUAUAUGCGAUCACGAGGAACUUCGCUUGCUAGCUAUUAGAUACAUAGCCUACUAACUACAACAAUCUACCAAAUGUGCUAAUGGUAGGGUUAUGCUGAAUUGGCUCGUGCUGAUAACUUAUUGACAGAGAGUGCGUGCGGAAGAAAAGUUACCAUAUGGACUUUUGAAGAAGAGUAGCCGAAAAGUGCUUGUCCAACAAAGGCGUGGGUGUCUCUAGCUAGAUUCUAUGUGUUUUGUAUUUGCUUAGCCAUCUCAGAAAUGUCUGGUCGACGCAAGAAGUGUAACUAUUGGAAUAAUCUUAUCUCAUUGCAUUGAGUGCUGUGUAGCGACCUGGGACAUCUAGGUGGUACAAGAAUAAUAUAAUCAUGGCAGACCUCAGGAUUUACAACGUUGUCAUUCUGGGACUAGGAUUUCUGUUCAUUUUCACUGCUUUCACCACCUGUGGAAACAUUGAACAAACCAUAGUUAAAAGCCUGGACAAUGAUACCUUCACUGGAAGUGGUUAUCACAGCCUUGGAAUCAUCUAUGGAAUUUUUUCGUUUUCAAAUUUGUUAGCUCCAACUGUUGUUGCAAUAAUUGGACCACAGUUUACAAUGUUUUUCAGUGGAAUUCUUUACAGUGGUUACGUAGCUGUAUUCAUCACCCCAUCAACAUGGUCCUUUUACUUCACCUCAGUACUAAUCGGCAUAGGAGCAGCCAUGCUUUGGACAGCUCAAGGACACUUCCUUGUGGAGAACUCCGAUGCUUCCACCAUCAAUAGGAACACAGGGAUGUUUUGGGCCCUUUUACAGUGCAGCAUGUUAUUUGGCAAUCUUUACAUUUAUUUUGAUUGGAAUGGAAGGAUAGAAAUAUCAGAUAGGAGCAGAAAGACUAUCUUUAUCCUAGACAAUCCUGCAACUGCUCAAAACCAAAACCAUAUUGCUCCUGAGCUGUUGCAUGGCAUACAGUGUUUGUCAGGUGGAGGRGUCUUUGGACUAGUAUGUAAGAACAACCGCUUCAGAKGGACAUCUGUGGUCUUCCUGGGGAUGGUCGUCCAUUUUGUUGCCUUUUACUUGAUCUACCUCAACAUCCCAGAUGAUGCCCCUGUGGUUUUAAAAACUAGCACACUGAACAAGCCAUAUCUGACACCAAGUAUCUCCAUCGCAUUGCUGUGUAGUUUCCUGCUUGGACUCGGUGACAGCUGUUUCAACACUCAACUGUACAGCAUCUUGGGGCGUGUUUAUGCUGAGCAAAGCGCGCCUGCUUUUGCCAUCUUCAAAUUCAUCCAGUCCAUUUUUGCAGCAGUUGCCUUCUUCUACAGUGGCUACUUGCUGUUGACAUGGCAACUGCUCGUUAUGGUCAUCCUGGGUUUCACUGGAACACUCUGCUUCUUCAUGGUGGAAAGAAUACAGAACUUCUCUGUAGACCUACAACAAGAGUAUUAGGACCUGUCAUUUCAACACUGGCACAGUCAUGUAUGUCAGACUUACAUUUCUAGGUUUUUUAACAGGAAAGAUACUUUGCACCUUCAAUGUCUUAGCUUUAACUUAUCUUGCACAACACACUAAUUAUAUCAUGAGUAAAUGUCAUUUUUAACCUUUUCCAAUAGGAUUGUGUAUGUGUAAUAUAAGUCGUAACCACUCACCUGAUGUAUUAGCUGUCUUUAUGCAUUGCUCUCAGGGUUGUUAUUUAAGAGUCUCAUUGUUGCAAAUUCUGUGGUAGUGUUAUAAUACAUCAUACAUUUCAUAACGUGAUGGAAUUGUUUUUAGAUGUUUGUUAGAAUUUAAGAUGCAUACUAAACAGAAGAAAUGUUAAUAUUGAGGCUUAUAUAAUGAUCUUACAGUUUCAGAAAAUAUGUUAUUAGUGACAAAAACACGCUAGCUACGGGAAACGAUAUUGAUGUAUACCGGCAAAUUUAAUGCUGUGUUGAAAUGUGUAUAGAUAGACAAAACAAUUCAAAUUUAGUCUAUAACAAUUCUCAACAUCCACCAUGCCAAAGCUUACAAGAGCUAUCCAGUGAUUAAAAAAAACAAUAUUGCCUUGUAAUAAUACAAUUACUGUACAACUUAUUUUGUAGUAGUAGAGUAGUUAAAAAAUACAUCUAUAUGCAUUAACAUUUAUGGUAUCCUUUUACUUCCAUUUCUUUUCAAUAUUUUACAUUUUACACUUCAAAAUGUUGUCAGUCAUGCAUACUAAGUGCCUGUUAAUGUUUUGGUUGCUUGUAUCUGUUUAUAAAUAAAGCAAAUGUCUAUUGUAAA